This is a messenger RNA of Brassica oleracea var. oleracea, 1200 nucleotides long. RefSeq names its product zinc finger protein ZAT1-like. Lineage: Eukaryota; Viridiplantae; Streptophyta; Magnoliopsida; Brassicales; Brassicaceae. The transcript has a single exon. Gene Ontology annotation, molecular function: DNA-binding transcription factor activity. The record is from RefSeq and is a predicted model, not a curated record. The coding region runs from base 1 to 1200 and encodes 399 amino acids.
AUGGAACAGUGUUACAAAGACGACUGUGGAUCCUCACUUGGAUUCAUAGUUGAAAAGAGAAAAGACAUAGAAAAAGAUCAAGCUGAAGAUGAUGAGAAAGAACCUAAAAGUAUCAGUCUAAGGGAAGAAGAAGAAGAAGAUAAUGAUGAUAGAGCUAACAGUAUAGAUCUAGAAGGAGAUGUGGAAGAAGAAGAAGAGAAGAAGCAUAUGUGUUCUGAAUGUGGUAAACAGUUUAUGUCUGGUAAGGCUUUAGGAGGUCAUAAAAGAAUUCAUGUGCUCGAAAAUCAGAACAAGUCUGGUGAAUCCGAAAUUGAUUGUAGUGUUUGCCAUAAGAAGUUUACAUCAAGGAAGGCUUUAUAUGGACACAUGAGGUUUCAUCCAGACAGAGCAUGGAAAGGAGUUUUGCCUCCUUCUCCUCCUCAUCCACUUGGUAAUUCAUCCUCUUCUACACUCUCUACUGAUGAUCAUCAUGUUGGUGAGUUUACAAGCUCGGAUCAUGAUGAUGAUGAUGAUGGUUAUGAUAACAUUGAUGCAAAGGAUCAGAUUGAUGAAUCAGAUAAUAUUGAUGCUAAGGAUCUAAUGCUCUUAGCUACUACUGCGGAAGCUGUUAAUCUCGAUGUUGUUGAGACUUGUGAUUCACACUCUGCCGAAGAUAUGAAGAAGAAGAAGAGAAGGUUACCUGAGAUAGAGAAAGUAUCAUCAUCAUCUACUCAUGAUCAUCAUCAUCAGCUUGGGGAUGUUGCUGCUGCAGCUGAGGAAGGUGGUGGUGCACGUGAGAAGCACGUGUGUGUGACUUGCAACAAGUCGUUUACUUCUUAUCAAGCUUUAGGAGGUCAUAGAGCAAGUCACAACAAGGCCAAAAUUUUGGAGAAUCAUCACGCUAGGGCAAACAGGGAAGCUUCAUUACUUGGAACCGAAGCAAUGAUAACCGGUUUAGCUAGUGCUCAAGCAUCAAACACAUCUUUAAGCCGUAGCAAUAAUGGAGAUCACGUUUGUGACAUUUGUCACAAAAGUUUCCCAACAGGUCAAGCUCUUGGAGGUCAUAAGAGACGCCAUUGGACUGGACCAGUUUCUAGUGAAGCUGCAACCGCUGAUCCAACCGCUCCAGCAGCAGGUUCUUCUCAUCAAGUAACAGAGACAGUGCAAGAGGUGAAGAAAUUUGAGUUUGACUUGAAUGAGCUGCCACCUAACGAAGAGUAA